This is a messenger RNA of Parnassius apollo (apollo), 567 nucleotides long. NCBI's taxonomy places the organism in Eukaryota, Metazoa, Arthropoda, Insecta, Lepidoptera, Papilionidae. The record is from the annotation of a GenBank genome assembly.
AUGCCAAUGGUAACAAACUCAAUUGAUGACGUAAAAUUUACAACCAAAAUCGUACUAAAGACCUUGUUAACCUUUGAUGAUGCUACUGCUACUGGUCCUGAUGGAAUACCAUCUAUAUUACUAAAGCGGUGCUCAUCAUUGCUUGCCGAAUAUAUAUCAAGCAUUAUGAACAAAUCCAUGGAGGGUGGACGCUUACCCGCUGAUUGGAAGAAAGCUACAGUCGUACCUAUUUAUAAAAACGGCGAUAAGAUGAGACCUAGUAAUUACAGACCAAUAAGUUUGACAAGUAUCCUCUGUAAAGCCAUGAAAAAGAUCAUAACUGAAAGAUUAAGAGAAUUCCUAUUACAAGAACAACUGAUUUUAGAUGAACAGCACGGGUUUGUACCAAAGCGAUCAAUCAUUACAAAUAUGUUACAAUGUGUUAAUGAAUGGGUCUCAAACCAUGACAAUGGAUUACCUACAGAUGUGAUAUAUCUUGACUAUGAAAAAGCUUUUGACCGUGUGCCAUUAAGGCGACUUAUAUGCAAAUUAAAACACUUUGGUAUACGCGGGAAAUUGUUGGCCUGA